Messenger RNA from Camellia sinensis, 351 nucleotides. Lineage: Eukaryota; Viridiplantae; Streptophyta; Magnoliopsida; Ericales; Theaceae. The record is from RefSeq and is a predicted model, not a curated record.
AUGAAGGUCGCUGAUGAAAAGGCCUGUGAAGAUAGGCAGGCACAAAAAGAGGAGGAGGAGGAGGAGGAAAAAGAGAAAGAUGAAGGCAACGACACUAUUGCUACUGAGACCAAGUCUCCAACUCUGAAUGAUCAUGUCAUAGACCUGACUGAAGAGGAUGAGGAUGAGGUCUCUAAGAGCACCUCUCCGCAGAAGGCCGACACUUUUGAGGCCAAGAUUGCUGCUACAAGCAAGAGCCUUGAGGAGAGUCUAAAAGAGAUUGAUGAGGAAAUAGCAGCCGACAUCGAGACUGAAAAGGCUACUGCACUGUCCACCCAAGCCAACACAUCGCCAGCUGCCGAGGUGGAAUAG